GCACAUGAGUUACACUUGCUUCCUCAUCCAGCCACUGGCGAGUAACCUAUUCAAGAAAUCCUACUAUUAGAAAUACUACAUAAUACACCUCCUCAAGCACCUCUUUGGCAAGAGCCUUAGAAUCUGGGUUUUCCCUUGCUUAACACGAAAAGCUCCACAGCCAUACACAUCUUAAUAGGGUUUUAGGGUUUCGAUUGAAGAGAUUAUAGAUAACGAUGGCUGAAUUUCUGAUCACCGACGAGUCUUUAACUAGUGUCGAAGGGAAGGUAGUUAUUGUUACAGGUGGUUCCUCGGGAAUUGGGCUAUCGACAGUACAACUCCUCCUCUCUCUGGGUGCAUCCGUGGUCGGCGCUGAUUUGCACGAACCCCUAGAGGGCGCCGUGAGCUCGGCACGAUUCACAUUCAAUCAGGCCGAUGUAUCGAAAUGGCAGGAUUUGGUCGGGCUCUUCAAGAAGGCCAUACAGCUCCACGGCCGGGUUGACCACGUGCUUUCCAAUGCCGGUGUUGGACCACGAACCAACUACAUCAACGGAAUCGAGCUUGACGAGAAUGGAGAUCCGAAAGAGCCAACCAGCCUUGUGCCCGAUGUCAAUCUCAAAGGCGCGAUUAACACGGCAACCCUCGCCAUCCAUUACAUCCGCAAGAACCCAAGUGGUGGUAGCAUUGUCGUCACCAGCUCUGCAACGGGCCUACAUCGUUUCCGAGGUGUGGAUUACACGGUAUCGAAGCAUGGCACUAUUGGAUUAAUACGCGGCCUGCAUACAGCACUGGCAGCGCAGGAUAUCCCUGUGCGCAUCAAUGGCUUAGUACCUCACUGGACAGCAUCGGGCAUAGUCCAAGAAGAGCUAUUCAAAGAACUGGGGAUCUACACGCAGCCAGCGAGCGCGGUCGCGCGUGCGGCCGUGAAGCUGUUCGCUGAUGAAUCGCGCCGCGGGCAGCUCAUCCACGUUGAUCAUGGGGUGUAUAAAGAAGUUGACGAGACCCUCUUGCAAGUCUAUGAGACGUUCCAGCACGAGGAGUCAACGGGCGGCGACGAAGGGAUCGCCCUGCUAGCAGCGCGCUUGAACUGGUUCACAGAUGCAAAAUAAAGAGAACGCAACGCAACGUACGGGGAUUGAGGCGGUGAACAGGGAAAUGUUGUAGGUGCCUGACCUGCAUCUUUCAACGCAGGCAGAGGGGAUCAUCAGAUCAUCAGAAUCACAAUACCUACAAAGGACAUUACACCUUAGCAGCCUUAGGUAAGAGCCACACCAAAACUUAGCGUGGUCAGUGGGUAACUACAUACCUAGGUACCUGGUAGGUCAGUACCUAGGUAUGUACUUAGGUAGUUGCCAACAUAUAUCAAGGGCUUAAGAAAGACUGCGAGGUUUAGGAAGUGCGUAUGACGAUGAGCAUGAACGAUGAGCAUAAUUCUGAAUACGGAAGCAGCUCAUGUGCAAUAGUAAUCACUUCAAUUGUCCGAAUUUUUCAUGUCGAUAGCUCUGCACCCACCUACGCUACCUAGGUACCUUGGGUCCUGCCUACCUACUUACCUACGGUAGGUACCUACCUAGGUAGUGUUAAGGCAUCUAUCUGACUGCCAGCCCAAGUUAUCAUCC
Molecule: messenger RNA, 1598 nt
Organism: Xylaria bambusicola
Lineage: Eukaryota; Fungi; Ascomycota; Sordariomycetes; Xylariales; Xylariaceae
Product: putative 15-hydroxyprostaglandin dehydrogenase
Exons: 4
Coding region: 216-1088 (290 amino acids)
Molecular function (GO): oxidoreductase activity
Source: RefSeq, a predicted model, not a curated record